AACUGGGGCGGGCAGUUGCCUUCCAUGUGCGUGGACGGCGCGUUUGAUUGACAUGGCGGAGCCUCGCUCGCACUAGUUCGCGUCGCGCCGCGCCAGCAAACAGGCGAGCAGGCAGGCGAGCUCCGGAGCCUGGGAAUUAAAAACACACACACACCACCGCAAAAGAAAAAAAAGAAAAGAAAAGAAAAACAACGCCAGCAGCAGCAGCAGCACAACGAAACGAAACGGGGGGAAACAAAAAAACAAACAAAAAAAGGCUGCCGACGUCGCGCUCCGGUCUUCACGUUGUUUCAUUCGCAGCGAGGUAGGGCAGUUGAGUGAAUUUCUCCAUGAAUGUACGUCACAAUGAUGAUGACAGACCAGAUUCCACUGGACUUGGCUCCGCCGCCUCUCCUGAACGGGGAGGUCCCGCUCAUGCCGCACAUGGUUAACGGCGACGCGGCGCAGCAGGUCAUCCUGGUACAGGUGAACCCAGGGGAGACGUUCACCAUCCGAGCGGAGGACGGCUCGCUGCAAUGCAUCCAGGGUCCGGCCGAGGUCCCGAUGAUGUCCCCCAAUGGCUCCAUCCCACCCAUCCACGUCCCCCCAGGAUACAUCUCACAGGUGCUGGAAGACACCACUGGGGUCCGGCGAGUGGUGGUGACCCCUCAGUCUCCGGAGUGCUAUCCUCCCUCCUACUCCCCCGCUUUGUCGCCCACGCACCACCUGCCCCCCUACCUGGCCCACCCGCACUUCAUCCCCAACUCCCACUCUUUCUACCCGCCCGUCAGCCCCGGCGAGCUAACCCACCAUCAGUACUACCAACACCACCUCCCCCCCAUGUACGCCGACCCAGAAAUCAUUCCGGUGUACGGCAUGUCCAAUUUCAUCCGAGAGGAGACGUACAGUAAGCCGCAGCCCAAGAAGAUAAAAGAACAGCGGCAACUGGAGCGACAGAACCGGCUCAACUCGCCGCCGUCCACGCUGUACAAAGGCAGCCUGGGGCCCGCCCACAACGGUUACAGCAGCAAGUCCCACGCGCCGUCGCUCGGGUCCGUGGGGUCGGGCGGCGGAGUCGGCAGUCCGGGCGGGAAGAAACCGGAGCGGCGACUUCGCAGCAGCCCGCGAAACUGCGAACCGGAGGUGCACACGCAAGAUCAUGAUUCAGAAGCAAAACGUGUUCAAGACAUGCUGUCUACAAUCGACAAACCACAGGUGUCCAACCUGCAGGCCCGCGCCGUGCGCCUGUCUUGGGCGCCCCCCGCAGGCCUGGCGAGCAGGCACAGCAACGGCGUGCCCGUGUCGUGCUCGUACGAGGUGUCGCUCUCGGACAAAGGGCGAGACGGGAAGUACCGCCUCAUCUACAGUGGUGAAGAAGUGGAGUAUCAUCUCAAAGAUCUAAGGCCAGCGACGGACUACCACGUACGCGUGUGCGCCGCGUACAACUGCGUGCGCGGCUCGUGCUCGGAGGCGAGCUCGUUCACCACGCACUGCAGCGUCAGCGUUCCCGACGUCCCGCUCGCCCCCAAGCUUUCCCACCGCACCAAAAGCACCCUCACUUUACAGUGGAAGCCGCCAGGCGACAACGGAUCCAAAAUCACAAACUACCUGCUCGAGUGGGAUGAGGGGAAGAAGAACAGCGUUUUCCGGGAAUGUUACUUCGGCAGCCAGAGACACUGUAAGAUGACGCGUCUGUUCCCCGCCUGCGCUUACACCUUCAGGGUGGCGGCGCACAACGACAUCGGCACAAGUGGCUUCAGCUCCGAGACGGUGUUCUACACCAUGGGCACGCUGCCCGCUCUGCCUCUGGCGCCACGUCUGGUGCGGGCCGGCGUGUCCUGGGUUACCCUGGAUUGGGGGCGACCAGAGGGCAGCCCCAGCGAGGAACAGCUCAAAUACACCCUGGAGAUCCAGGAGGACAACAGCGGAGCUGACUUUCACCCGAAGUACACUGGAGAAAACUUGACCUGUACUGUACAAGGCCUGAAGAGGAGCACGCAGUAUAAAUUCAGGCUGAUCGCAUCAAACAUGGAGGGCAAGAGCAGUCCCAGCGAGGUGCUGGUGUGCACCACCAAUCCCGAAAAACCGGGACCCCCGUCCACGCCGGGCGUCGUGGCGUCCACGCCCUACGCGCUCACCGUCACAUGGGAUCCCCCGCAGGACAACGGCGGCUCCGAAGCGCUGACGUAUUUGUUGGAGAUUAGCGAGGGAUGCUCGGAAGAGCUUAUUUGGAUUGCAAUAUCUCCAACGUCACAACUUAACAGAAGUGAGAUGUCAUUACGUGUGUCAUGUGUGUGUUCGUGCGCAGCCGGCCAAUGGGAGGUGGCGUACAGCGGGCCGGCGACCGAGUGCGUGUGUGAGCGCCUGGCACCGGGCAGCGUGUACUGCCUGCGCGUGUGCAGCAUCACCACCGGGGGGCACAGUCAGUGCACCGUUGCCGUUCCGGUGCGAACGUUAAGCGUGCCGCCCGGGCCCUGCCAGGCGCCGAGGAUUGUGGGUAAAGCCAAACACAAGGAGGUGCAGUUAGAAUGGGAGUCCCCCAGCGCGGAGGGCGCGAGCGAGGCGUUCGUGUUCAGCCUGGAGAUGAGCGAGGACGACGCCCAGCCGGCUCAAGUGUUCCACGGGCCGGAGCUGCAGUGCACCGUGGGUAGUCUGCUACCCGGCGCCACCUACAGCUUCCGGCUGAGGGCUGCCAAUGAGGCUGGGUUUGGAGAGUACUCUGAGCCAACGUUGGUCACGACUGCAGCGGGUCCUCCCGGCCAGUGUGAGGCGCCGCUCAUCGCUCUUACUAGCAACACUUGUGUGUCGCUCAACUGGGAGAGUCCCGAGGGUUCGGGCAGCGACAUAUCGGAGUAUCGUCUGGAGUGGGGACGGGAGGACGAGCCCAUGGAGAUGAUCUACUGCGGCUCGGCCACGCAGUGCGAAGUGUCCGACUUGGCGCCCGCCACCAGUUUCUGCUGCAGGUUGCAGGCUGUCAAUCAGGCAGGGGCGGGGCCUCACAGCGAGCAGGUCAGUUUCCAGACUCCGGCGACCAUCCCCGACGCCGUCUCCUCGCUCGGCCUCCUGGACCCGCCGGCCUCCUCGGAGCCGGGCCAGUCGCGCUCCACCUGUCUCUUCCUCAAGUGGGAGGAGCCAAACGCCAACGGGGCGGAAAUCUCUUCGUACGUCAUCUCUUUGGACGAACGGACCGUCACGGUGGAGCCGGCGACCAGUCACUUGGUCGGUGGUCUGCAGCCGGACAGCGAGUACAGCGUUCAGAUCCAGGCGGUCAACGCCAUCGGCCGCGGCCCGUCCUGCCCGCCGCUGCUGGUGAGGACGCGGCCCCUGCCCCCGGCCCCGCCCCCUCUGGAGUGCACCGCCGCCGGGCCGCAGAGUCUCAAGCUCAAGUGGGGAGAGAACGCCAGCAACCCUCGCUCCUCCCUGCUGGCCGACAACGUUUACUACACGCUGCAGAUGGAGGACAAAAACCGCAGGUUCCUGACCAUCUACCGGGGCCCCAGUCACACCUACAAGGUCCAGCGGCUGACGGAAUCCAGCAGCUGCACGUUCAGAAUACAGGCCAUCAGCGACGCCGGCGAGGGCCCCUUCUCGAACAGCCACACCUUCUCCACCACCAAGUCCGUGCCCCCCGCCCUCAAAGCUCCCAGGGUGCACCAGCUGGAAGGGAACGUGUGCGAAAUCACGUGGGAGACCGUCCCACCGAUGAGAGGGGACCCCGUCAGCUAUGUGCUCCAGGUUCUGGUGGGCCGCGAGUCCGAAUACAAGCAGGUGUUUAAGGGCGAGGAGGGCGCCUUCCAGUUCUCGGGCCUGCAGGGCAACACGGACUACCGCUUCCGCGUGGGCGCCUGCCGCCGCUGCCAGGACUCGUGUCAGGAACUGUGCGGGCCGCUCAGCCCCUCGUCCCAGUUCACGCUCCGGCGCCAGGAGGCGUCGGGGGCCGGGUCUGCGGGGGCGGCGGCGAGCGGCGCCUGCGUCCCCUUCGCCGGCUCCGGCCGAGGGGCGGCGGCGAGCCUGAUGUCGAGCGACGAGCGCUUUGCGGCGCUCAUCGUGUGCGCCUUCGCCGGCCUCUCCAUCCUCAUCGCCUGCUUGCUGCAGUACUUCUUCAUGAAUGACACGGCAUUCUUGACAAUUGGAUACGUCCAGCAGCGCCUUUGCUUUCGACACAACCGGGGCGGGAGAAGUGAGUGUACCUCUGUUUCCGCCAUGUUGACUCACCGCUGGAUAAUUCCUGGCAGUGUGAAAUGGACUUGAGCCACUUUCACACAGAAACCCGAGAAAAUUAUUGCAUCAGAGCCGUAACAGAUAAACCUGCAUUCAUCCGCCUUUGCCUUUCACACGGAACCCAGUGAACAAAAUUCCUGGUUUUCAGCAAUGUGAAAUGCAGAGAUCCUGCAAAGUCGCCGCAUCAGAGCCAAAAGAGCCGCCUUUGCCUUUCACACAGAACCCAGUAAAGGCAGGAUAUUACCGCAACAGUGUGCACAGCGAUACAACAUUCUGUGAUCAUACGAUGUGACCGUGUAUUUCAACAAAACAGGGCGGGAGAAGUGAGUGACCCUUAACACACAAGCGCCUAACCCUAACCGCCUCGGUUACGGCUCUGAUACUACCUCGGAGGGCGGAAAAGUGUCAAGUGAACUUUGUGUGUCGUUGCUCUUCACACAGAACAAUGAGCCGGGAAAAAAGCGGAAAAGUCCCAUCUUUCAUAUCGACUUUUCAAACCGACACGCAGUCACUUUUAACACGCCACGGGUGACCUCCCGCUUGUGUUACGGCUCUGUUACUACCUCGAAAAGGCGGUAAAUCGCCGGGUGACCUUUGUCCCCCUCUUCGCAUGGAACAGUGACCUGGAAAAGGGCGGGAUAUUCCCAUUUUUAAAAUGCCUUUUUCACGUAGCGAUCCUGCAAAAUUUGUAAAAGAGUAGUAGUAGACAGACCCCGUGUAUAAAACGUGGAGAUGGGCAACUACCGAUACCAGGCAUUGGGCCGACACCGGCCUAAUUUCAACGUUUCGGGUACUCGUGAAGUCUGCCGAUAGCAGCCACCGAUACUUCAAGCAAAAUAAAAAAAAUGAAAAAGUCUGACAUCGAGUAAGUCCUCCUCCCCAGUAGUUGGCACUACACUGCGGCGGUCUGACACACGGGCGAAUCGUCAUGUGCAUUAGAAAGCACCGCCUGCGUUAAUUGGAUUUGUGCGUAGCAAAAGUACGAGCGGUAUCUGCAUUCGGUAUCGGCGAGCGCUCAAGUGCAAGGCAACGGCUUCGAGUCUGGAUAAUCGCCGCCCUUCACGGGCGGUGUGAAAGUGAAUCGAUAACGUUGGAAGAGUCCACUGCUUUUCUGCCCCCCGCCACCUCCGCCGUUCUGCCUAAUUACCUUUGACGCUGCGCUCUCGCUUUUCAAUCAAUCCACCCGUCUCUUUUUUUUUUUUUUUUUUUUUUUAAAUCCCGCCUCUCAAUGGAUACACCGGGCAUUCUGAACACCCUCCCUCUAAUAAACACAAAGCCAAGGUACACAGCCCAAAGAGGUCGCCCUGACCCGUAUGAAAUGGAGUCCGCACAUGAGGCCUGUAACGUACCUCAGGGAAAUUAAAAAAAAAAAAAAAAAAAAAAAAAGAGGUCCUUAAAAAGACCAGCCCACCUCCUCUUUGUUGCCGCCGCUCGCCCUUCUCGUCUUCCUCGCCGCUUUUUUGCGUCGUCGUUCUCUUUGGACGCUGUGCCUUGUCGUGUGGUUUACUCGCUCAAAUACUUCUAUUUUUUAUUUUGCCAAAGUCGAUGGGGGAAAAUGAUGGUAGAAAAUUUUUAUUUAGUUUUUUUGUUUUUUUUUUUGGGGGGGGGGGUUAGGUUGACUUUUUAUUUAUACUAUAUAUUUGCAUACAGUACUUUACAAUGCCAAUUACAGUGCAAUCUUCAUUUAUUUAUUGUUUAAAAAGAUUAAGAGACAAGUGUAGUUAUAUACUAAUUUUUUUCUUCUACUUCUUCCUCGUAGCAUGUUUUUUUUUUUUUUUUAUAUAUAUAGAAUGAUGAUUAAGGCCAGCAUUCCUUAUCUCUCGGUAACCUUUUUGAGUAUUUCUCUUACAGUUGUUGGGAUCCGGCAGUUAUAAAACUUGUAACCAAAUACAUAUGUACUGUUUUUUUUGGUUUAUUUUGUUGUUGUCGUUGUUUUUAUUUGAAUUUCAUCUCUUGUUUGGCCCACGCUCGGCUGAGUCGUUAUUGUUCAUGCUUAGAUAAACAUGUAGCAAAGACAAAUGUCCCUGCCUUUGGCUUCUUUUGUUUUGGUUUUUUUUCGUUAUAAUGAAGCUUCUGAUAAUGUUUUUUUUCUGUUUGUUUGUUUGUGUUUGUUUUUUUGCCAAAGUGCAGGCUUCACUCGAUGUUCUGACCAAGGGUUCUGUGAUGUUAUUAUGUAACGAGACAGCAGCAUUACUAUUAUUAUUAUUUUUUAAUUAUUAUUAUUACUAUUACUCUCUGAUGGAAAAAGGACAAAAAAAACAUUACCUUGAUCUGUGAUUAUGCUUAUUUUCAAUAAUAUGGUUCAUGAUUGUUUUUUGUUUCUUUUUUUUGGCGGGGUGUAAAACAAAAUGUGCCAUUGUCGAAACAUGUCGCCCCCUAGAGGAGAGGAGGACAGUCUCGUACUGAAAGUGACUGAUGAAAGCAGGGGGGGGGGGCUAAAAACAAUCACAUAAGCGACUAGCGCAGGCGGGCAAGUUUAUUGACGAGUUCUUGUUCGGCGUAGCGAGUAGUGGUGAGUGUUUUGUAUCCAGUAUUUAAUUUUUUUUGCUAAGAGACGAUAUACAGUACAGAGAUAUCUAUAGAGCUAUUAGAGGAGGUAAGUACAUUUACGAUUAGCCUAAGUUGAAGCACUUUUAUAUCACCACGAGCAUUAUUAGUCCUGAUGGGCGGGGGCUGAUAUAUUGAUCCAAAACACUACUGGCAGGCUGUUAACGUUCGUCGCUCGCGUGUAAUUUUUUUUUUUGUCGCCGUGUCACGUCAACCGACCACGUUUGGGGUUGGCGCCCGCCACUUAAAUGGUGACGCGGGAGGGAGAGUUCGUUCGCAUGCGUGGUAAAUCACCCUACUAGCGAAAAGUGAGCGAUAUUUGGCUUUCAGGUGAAAUUUCAACUUAAUGAACUUAAAAUGCACUCUGACCUUUAUAGGUCAACUUCAUUUUACAUUCUUUGAACUUUGGAUGUCCUGUUUAAUGGUUGACUAUUUUAUUUUUGAACAAUUUGCCGUUCUCUAACAAGGGGCCUUAAAGACAAAAUGCACAACGCUUCGUCCAUGAAAAUGGGUUACUUCUAUGCCUUUCUGUGACUCUACCAGUGUCUCUGUAUCUGUGUUUCAAGCUACUGAUGCCACUUCUCAAGGGUCCAAAGUCUAUCGUCCAAGAUUUACAUUCAAAAACAAAUCAAAUGCAGCACUUCAUUUCUUUACAUCUCUGCACAUUUUCAAAGGAUCCCUUGUACAACAUUCCUCGGAAAUCACAAUGUCCUAUAACUGUAGAGCUAUUUUUAGAACGUGCCCAAGGGCUCCUCAUACGGUCCUUAGGGGUGACCUGUUGCCCUCUGGCGCCAUGUUGUUUGUUGGCACCGAACUGCCCUUUUACACAGUGCAGAACAUGGAGCUGUAACCUGAAUUAUCUUUAUUUAUCUGGGCGUUAUGAAUAAAAAUGUUGUUGUUCUUUCCCAUCAGUUCCAUUUUAGAGACCUGUAAAGGUUAGAGUGCAUUUUAGAUUCAUCCGGAAAUUUCACCCGGAAACCCACUAGCCUAAACUUUUCGUUACGCGAGUUACUCCCCUAUUGUUUUUUUUUUGUUUUUUUAAUUCCACUUUAAGAGGAACAAGACAGAAGUAGAAUUGAUGGAACAAAUGGGGAUUGCGCAUGCGUCAUGGAGCGCAAUCAAGUUUCCAGUCCUUCCGCGGCCCAUUUAGCGCGGCAGGUUCCUCCCCUAUUUCGUUUUAUUUUUGAUUCCAUAUUAAUAAACAGAUCUUGAUUGUCCAUGCAGAAACACAAACAACCCGCAGAAACACAAACAACCCACACACACACACAUCUGUGCCUUGUUUUUAUUUCCAUUUUUCGGGUUUGUUUUGUAUGUUUGGUUUUUUUUCAUUGUUGUUGUUGUUUAAUUUUAAUUUUUUUCUUUACAGCAACUAGAGAUUUAUUGGGGACUGAGCGAUUGGCCACAGAGUGCGGAGACACAAAACAGAAAACAAAUCAAAAAGUGUAUUUUUUACCUCACAAUUUUAAGAGCGAACAUUCCAGGUUGUCAAGGUCUACGAAUUUGAGAUUUUUUUUUUUUUUUUUUUUUUUUUUUUUUUAGAAAGUCAUGCUUUUCUUCUUCUUGUAUUGUAAAUGUUAGACAAUUUCAUAUGCAUUAUAUAAAAAGAAACUGCCAUAUCAAUUUUAAUGUAUAGAUUUUUUUCUUUUCUUUUUUUUUUGCAAAUACUACCCUAUGUAUGUAAGACGUAACUGUAUCGGUAGCGUAUAUAUAAUAUAUUUAUGCCCAAUAAAUGUUAUUUUUUUCUGACGUUGA
Molecule: messenger RNA, 8502 nt
Organism: Phyllopteryx taeniolatus (common seadragon)
Lineage: Eukaryota; Metazoa; Chordata; Actinopteri; Syngnathiformes; Syngnathidae
Gene: fndc3ba
Product: fibronectin type III domain containing 3Ba
Exons: 28
Coding region: 334-4230 (1298 amino acids)
Molecular function (GO): protein binding
Source: RefSeq, a predicted model, not a curated record